Messenger RNA from Moesziomyces antarcticus, 1098 nucleotides. RefSeq names its product monooxygenase. The transcript has a single exon. The record is from RefSeq and is a predicted model, not a curated record. Gene Ontology annotation, molecular function: oxidoreductase activity. Lineage: Eukaryota; Fungi; Basidiomycota; Ustilaginomycetes; Ustilaginales; Ustilaginaceae. The coding region runs from base 1 to 1098 and encodes 365 amino acids.
AUGGUCGGAUCGCACUUGUUCGUGGUGCUGGCGGCGGUGUUGCUGGCGGCGCAAUGUGCAGCCAAGACGACAUCCUUCUGGCCACACAUCCAAGCGAUCGAAGCACGAUCCGUCGCCACCACGGUCCCUGAUCUCGAGGCGCGCAACCCCCCGUUGGCAAAUGGUCAUUCAUCAGUCAAGUGUACGCAUCCCAUGCAGCGCGUAUCGUGGUACACCCUCACGGACGCAGAGCGUGCAUCGUGGACCUCGAGCUUCAGGCAGCUUAGCAAGCCGGGCAAGUCGAUCUUUAUUAAGGGUGGCAGCUUCAUGGAUGACCUUACGCUGGUGCACAUUGGACUGCAGGAGGAACUGCACUACAACUCGUGCUUUCUCCCGUGCCACUCUGCGUUUCUGCGCGCGUUUUACAGCCUCAUGCGUGUGUCGGGCUACCAGGGUCGCGAGGCUUACUGGGACAUCGAACACGACUGGACUCACGGGAUUCAAAACGCCGCACUGUGGAGAUCGCUCGGCACCGACGAUGGUAAAGGUGGACCGAUCCCAAACGGUCCCUUUAGAGGAUCGCACUGUGGAUUGCUACCCAAUACAAAGAAACCGGGCUACUCGGUGUAUAAGCCGCAUCCGGUGACGAGGCACUUUAAUGGCGAUUGGAAUGCCAAACCGCCUGCGCGGGGCGACAUGUACACGGCCCACUUCAACCAAUCCAUCAUCAACACCUUCCUCGCCGCCCCCGACUACGCCACUUUGCGACGAAGUCUCGAAGACAACAUUCAUGCUUGGAUGCACCAGGCCAUCGGAGGCGAGAUGUGGCUCUUUAGCGCCACGUGCGAACCGGCGUUCUGGCUGCUGCAUAUGGAGAUCGACCGCAUCUGGCGAAGUUGGCAGCACCUCCAUGGGACCUACUUCCAGUAUGCGGGUCAUAGGAGGAUCAGGCAUAAGGACGGAUCGACCGAGAUCAAGGUCGCAAGCCUCGACGAUCCAAUCGACUUUUACGGGCUCUUUGAAAAGGUGACUGUCAGAGACGUCAUGCAUCCCAGACGCGGCAUCAUGUGCUUCCGCUACGAACACCUCUACAACAACCAGCUCGAUACCGGUCGUUAA